UUGGAGACGACGACGUUUAGUGGCGGCGGCUUCAGCAACGAUGGACGGGGGCACGGAGAUGGAGGAAGUGUCUGCGUGGUCCACUGCGAUUAGGUACAAACUACAGUUGGAGGAGAUGCAUGCGACGCUGUGCCAGGUGAACAUGGAUCUGCCAUACGAGGUGCUGCUGGAGGGAGAAGAGACCUAUGAUGGGCUGGAUGAUGAGCUCUACGAACUGAUUCUCUUUCGACAGCGGGGCGCGAGUGAUAGAGCGAGGGCGAUCGCCGUUUUCUAUGACUGCGUUGACAUGGUGCAGCAAAUAAAGGACAAGUUCUCUGAUCUCUUGGCGACGAGAUAUGCGUGUGGCUUGCCAGGCACUGAGAUACAGAUAGCAUCUACACCUCCAACAUGUUCUGCAAAAUCACCAACAACAUUAACGUCACCAACUUCGACAACAUUGGAUUCGACAUCGAUUACAGUUACAUCAUCGCUGAUUGUAUUGCUAAAAACGACAUCCAUGAUGGCGAUAUCGCCAUCUGCAGCGGCGAGGCCAGUGAUUACUGCGAGCUCUGCUCAGCGAGGGGGGCUGCUUGAGCAGGCUGACAUGGCAAGGGGGCAGGAAGAGGGGCUGCCCUCUGGGGUGGAUUGUGCGAAUCACCUAUGCUUGGGUGCGCUCACAAGUCGCGGAGCCAGGGGCCUUGAGGAGGGGCGGGGCCUGUGCGCCGAGUUCGUUGAGCGGUUUCACAAGGAUGGCGAUGAAGUCACUGUCGUUGGUCUUACUGAUGGUGAUCUCGCUGCUGAUGAUGUGACUACGAAUGCCAAACGGCAGCUGCGAUGGAAACAACAAUAACAACAAUGAUAAUUACACAACAUGCAAACAUGAAAGCUGGAGGAUA
This is a messenger RNA of Chara braunii, 875 nucleotides long. The record is from the annotation of a GenBank genome assembly. NCBI's taxonomy places the organism in Eukaryota, Viridiplantae, Streptophyta, Charophyceae, Charales, Characeae.